AUGGAGGGCUUCGCUUUCCUCUUUCGAAUUCCUAACGCUGCAACCCGUCACAGAGUGAUUCAUCAGCGAUUAUGGCAAAUCGAAGGACAAACUAUGUUUGUAGAUAAAUGGGAGCCUGGAGUCGUACCUUCAAAACCCGAGCUCACCUCAGCGCCUAUUUGGUUGGAGCUUAGGAAUGUGCCCCUCCAAUUCUUCAAUGAGGAUGGUUUGGAGAGGAUUGCAGGUUUAGUGGGCUUCCCGAAAUACCUGCACCCCAUGACCGCUAACAAGACUAAUCUCGAGGUGGCUAAGGUCUUCACCGUCAUAGAUCCAAGGAAGCCUCUUCCCGAAGCAGUCAACGUGCAGUUUGACUCUGGUCAAAUAAGCAGAGUACUAGUCUCAAGCCCUUGGAUGCCGCCGGUGUGCGAAAUCUGCAGGGAGAUCGGACACGUUUCUAGACGAUGCCCCUCAGUGAUUAAAACAUGUCCUCGAUGCAACUCUGACAAACACAGUCUCGCUAACUGUCCUCAGAACAAGCAUGGUGAGACAAAUGGUAAGAAGACAAGAAGGGGAAGAUCUAAAUCGAAGCAGGUUUGGCGGGAAGUUGACCCGGAUUUGGCUAAAAAGUCGGUAUCUCCAGCAGUCCCUGCAUCUCACACUGAGUCAGUGACAGCAACACACACUGAGUUGGUGACUGUGUCCCAUACUGCGUCUGUGAUUGCUAACAAGUUGCAAUCAGCGAAGCUUAUGUCUGCACAUGAGUCUAAGCUUGGCACGAUCCAGGAUACUGUCAUUGGUGAGUCCAGCGGAACACCAUACUAUCUCAGAUCAGCAAGGCAGAGAAGCGCGUCUGGCAAUUCUCGCUCUUCUGCAGAAAUCCAACCGGAUUCUUCAGAUGUCGAGACCUCUGAUUCAGAUUUGGAAGAAGGGGAGCUCAGUAAGCACGACUUGGAGCUUGGUUUUGAGGUUGUGAGGAACAAAAAGAAGUUUUCAGGGCUAAAGAAGUCUGGCCAGAAGGGUGAUCGGGGCAGGGGUCCCAAACUAAAUUAA
Raphanus sativus (radish) is the source of this 1029-nucleotide messenger RNA. RefSeq lists its product as uncharacterized. Gene Ontology annotation, molecular function: nucleic acid binding; zinc ion binding. The transcript has a single exon. The record is from RefSeq and is a predicted model, not a curated record. NCBI's taxonomy places the organism in Eukaryota, Viridiplantae, Streptophyta, Magnoliopsida, Brassicales, Brassicaceae. Bases 1 to 1029 code for a protein of 342 amino acids.